CAACCAUGUCCAAGAUCAAGAAGUUCUUCAGCCGCAAGAAGGAGGAGGCAGCGGCCUUUAAGCUCAAGCUGACCGGCAGCGGCAUGGGCGAGGGUCACAAGCUGAAUGCCCCCAAGCAGGAACAUGCAGCUCCUUCCGGCUCUGGUUCCCGCAAAAAGUACGAAGCCUAUGUUCCACCCAACCGUAAUGAGAUAAGCCAAGAGGCCAGGAAGGCGGCCAAUGCGGCACUGGCUCGUAUUGACAAGAAAACCUCGCGGGAUUUCAACACCUCGUUGUCGGCGGUAAAGGCUCAGGCCAAGCGAGAACUGGAGGCCGAGCGCCGCCAGAAGGAGGAGCAGCAGGCAAGUGCGGAGGCCUCUGCCUCCAACACCAGUGCUUCCGGCGGCGAUAAUCGGAACCUGGCCUGCGAGGGAGUCUUCUUCCGUUGCCCCAUGAUCAGCGAAGAGGUUCUACCUAAAGCCGUGUGGAAGGCCAAGAUCAAGGAGUUCCUGUACCAGCAGCUGGAGGGAGAUCGAGGUCUCACCGCCUGCCUAAUCAUUCACAAUUGUAAUGUGAAGGAGAAGGCGGACGAGUGCAUUGCGACGCUCAUUCGGUAUCUGGAGAACCUCAUCAACAGUCCCACCGAGGAGAAGUUCUGCAAGAUACGCAUGUCGAACAGGAUCUUCAGCGAAAAGGUGCGACAUGUGGAGGGCGCACUUGAUGUCCUUCAGGCAGCUGGCUUCAGCGAGGUCGAGAUAGACGGAGAGCCGUAUCUGCUGUGGACCAGAGAGCAAACCGAAGAGGAUCUCGACUUGCCCACCCUGGUGGAAGCGUUAAAGAACUCGGAGACAAUUCCCCUGGAGCUCGACAGGAAUAUAAAGGUUCUCCUGCCAUCGCAGGCUCGGAGGGUUGUCCUGCCCGAUGAGUUCUAUCGCCUUUCACCCGAGGAGAUUAAGAAGGAGCAACAGCUGCGCUCGGACGCCAUCGCCCAGGCCCAAAUGCUGAGGACCAAAGCCAUGCGGGAUCGAGAGGAGCAGCGCAAUCUGCGCAUGUAUCGUUACGCCUUGGUCAGGGUUAAGUUCCCCAACGGACUCUUCAUACAAGGCACUUUCAACGUUUACGAGAAAAUCGCAGACGUGUUUGAGUUCGUGCAAUCAUGUUUGGCCGACGAGAGCCUCGACUUCAGCCUGGUGGCCACCAGCGAGGGCAAGCUGGGCGAGGAAGACCUAGAGAAGACCCUUUACGACUGCAAACUCAUUCCAAACUCCCUUUUGCUGUUUAGCGCAAACGGAGUGGCUUCUGCUGCCCAGGCCGAUCUUAAUUAUUUAAAAGAAGAACUUCUGAUGUUGGUACAGGCCAUGUAGGAGUAUUAAUCCAGCGGCACUUGUAACUUUAUUUAUAUUUUACCCCAGCUGUUGUUAUUUAUUACUUUCAAAUCUAUUAUUCAAAAUCAAAUAUAACGCACUUUACA
Messenger RNA from Drosophila serrata, 1450 nucleotides. It is a transcript of the gene Gint3, whose product is annotated as GDI interacting protein 3. Gene Ontology annotation, cellular component: cytoplasm. The record is from RefSeq and is a predicted model, not a curated record. NCBI's taxonomy places the organism in Eukaryota, Metazoa, Arthropoda, Insecta, Diptera, Drosophilidae. Gene Ontology annotation, molecular function: protein binding.